AUGGCAACUAUUUUCAAUAAAAAAGUUAAAUCAGCUGUUACAAUUUUGUUGUCAAAAGGUUAUGAACUUAGCGCAGUGUCUUUGCUAAAAUCAUCACAGAAUCAUCCGUCCCAUCUUCGCAGACUUCCGCUGGUGAAUGAGAUUAAGCAGCAGAAAAAGAAAGACGUGGAGAAAAUCUUGACCAAACAGUUCGGAGAUCAAUGGUCACAAAAUCCUGAACUUGAAUGGUAUAAAACCAUUAUUUCCAAUGAAACAGCUACUACAUCUCAUCAUACAUGUGCAGAAAAUAACGUCGAUGAUGAUGAUGUUGACUCCGAUGUCGAGGAAUGUGAUUGUUGCGAGCCCGAUCUGCAAGAGAUUGUCUAA
Molecule: messenger RNA, 366 nt
Organism: Parnassius apollo (apollo)
Lineage: Eukaryota; Metazoa; Arthropoda; Insecta; Lepidoptera; Papilionidae
Source: the annotation of a GenBank genome assembly